AUGAUUAUUGUUACCGAGUAUGCUAGCAAUCAAAGCCUUGAUCGUCAUCUCCGGCACCCACAUAAGAGGAAUUGUUUAACAUGGGCACACCGCCUCAAGAUCUGCUUAGGAGCCGCAAGGGGACUCAGCUACCUUCACUCAAACGGAGUAAUACACAGAGACAUCAAGAGCAGGAAAAUAUUGCUAGAUAAAAAUAUGGAAGCUAGAAUUUGUGACUUUGGUUUGUCAAAAAAGAACUUUAAAAAUCAGCAAGGUACCCACAUCUAUACUAAAGCUGCAGGUACCAACUUUUAUUUGGACCCUUUUUACGGAGAAAAUGGCAUUCUUCGUAGAGUGACGGACGUGUACUCAUUUAGUGUAGUAUUGUUUGAAAUCUUGAGUGGGAUUAUGGCUUAUGAAAUGAGGAGCAUAGGAAAUGGUAAGCCAAAACAUCUGAUGAAUUUGGUCGGACAAUUAUAUGAUAACAAAUUGGAAACGUUAUAUGAUCCUUGUAUAGCAAAUCAAAUUGAUAGCCGUUCUUUUCAUACCUAA
Molecule: messenger RNA, 531 nt
Organism: Lactuca saligna
Lineage: Eukaryota; Viridiplantae; Streptophyta; Magnoliopsida; Asterales; Asteraceae
Source: the annotation of a GenBank genome assembly